Xyrauchen texanus (razorback sucker) is the source of this 1902-nucleotide messenger RNA. RefSeq names its product ubiquitin-like domain containing CTD phosphatase 1 (gene ublcp1). Gene Ontology annotation, biological process: protein dephosphorylation. The transcript has 12 exons. Bases 178 to 1134 code for a protein of 318 amino acids. NCBI's taxonomy places the organism in Eukaryota, Metazoa, Chordata, Actinopteri, Cypriniformes, Catostomidae. The record is from RefSeq and is a predicted model, not a curated record. Gene Ontology annotation, molecular function: protein serine/threonine phosphatase activity; protein binding. Gene Ontology annotation, cellular component: nucleus.
GUGAUUAACACAGAGAAGAAGAUCACAGUGGUACCUGCAGUGUUCAGCUUGAGCUUUGAAAGAACUCGAUCUUAUGAAUGUAUCAUCCUGACUCAUUUUGUUGUGUACUGAUCUGUGGCUCUACCAGUGGACAGAAUUCAUUCCUCUUCUGUUGUCGAUGAGGCGUUGCCAAGCAGCAUGUCUGUUUCAGUGAUUAUCAAGUGGGGCGGACAGGAGUACUCCAUUAGCACUCUGUCCGAGGAGGACACCGUUUUGGAUCUGAAACAGUCCAUUAAAUCUCUCACAGGAGUUCUGCCUGAACGACAGAAACUGUUGGGGUUGAAAGUGAAAGGUAAACCUGCAGAUGAUGAUGUCAAGCUUGGUGACUUGAAGUUGAAGCCCAAUACCAAAAUUAUGAUGAUGGGCACUAGAGAAGAGAGUCUGGAAGAUGUUCUAGCCCCUCAUCCUGAAAACGAUGAUGUUGUCAAUGACUUUGACAUUGAAGAUGAAGUGACUGAGGUUCAAAACAGAGAGGAGAAUUUGGCCAAGAUCGCUCGUCGGGUGAAGGAUUACAAAGUUGACGAGUUAAAUCCACCAAGACCAGGAAAAAGACUCCUUGUGUUAGAUAUUGACUAUACACUAUUUGAUCACAAGUCGUGUGCAGAGACAGGACAGGAGCUGAUGCGACCAUAUUUACAUGAGUUUCUUACAUCAGCUUAUGAGGAUUAUGAUAUUGUCAUCUGGUCUGCUACGAGUAUGAAGUGGAUUGAUGCUAAAAUGAAAGAACUUGGGGUGACAGACAACCCAAACUACAAGAUCACCUUCAUGCUGGACAGUGCAGCCAUGAUCACUGUGCACACACCUAAAAGAGGAGUUGUAGAGGUGAAGCCUUUGGGAGUAAUAUGGGGUAAAUACGGUGAGUUCUACAACAGGAAGAACACAAUUAUGUUUGACGAUAUUGGAAGAAACUUCCUCAUGAAUCCACAGAAUGGACUGAAGAUUAGACCAUUCAUGAAGGCUCACUUAAACCGUGAGAAAGACAAAGAACUGUACAAGUUAUCUCUUUACCUGAAGGAGAUCACCAAACUGGAUGACUUCUCAGGGCUCAACCACAAGCACUGGGAAAGGUACCUCUCAAAGAAACAGGGUCUGUAACAUUUUAGCAUUGAGGACAAGCCAUAAGCAAUCAUCUAGAACAGGAUUGGUGCUGGAAACAGCUUUUGGAGCAGCUUUUCUUUCUCCGUAUCUUGCAUGGCUCAUUGUAUAUCUAUCUCUAUAGUGGGUCAUUACUGGAGGAAAAAAAGAUUCUAGCACUUGUACUCCUCAAAAAAAGUUUACCUCAAUUGUCAUUGAAAAGCAUUCAAGAGAUAAUUGCAUCAACUGCAGCUAAAGCAAGCAUGAUGAUCCUCUUACUAAACUUUCUGCCUGUUACUCAACAUCCUCUAAUUUAUGUCAACCAUGAUCAUUUGGUAAUCUGUAAUUCUGUUUAUUAUGGAGUCCUAUUAUUAUCUAGUUUAACGAUAAUUUAGAUGUGUAUUAACUUUUUAUUUAAACUCUUAUUGCAUUUUCAUCAUAGAAGGAUGUAUAGUGGAUAAUAACAGCAUCACUAUCUUUUAACAGUUGAACAUCAUUUCAAUUUUUACAUGCAGUAUAUAGAACUGAUGAUGAAGUUUCAAUGGUACUCAUGAAAGGAAGGUGUAAUUGAUCAACAUCUUCAAUAUGACCAAUUGAACUGGUUGUCUCUUCUUUAAAGAAGCAAAGAGAUGUAAUUAUUUCAGACAGCACAUACAGUAAGAGGUCUAUAGAUUUUGCUGCUUUUUGGCCAGUGAAAGCAUGAAAUUAUCUAAAUUAACAAUGAUGGACAUUUAUGUUUGCAUGCAAGCGUUUUUUAAAUACAGGACAUAGUUCAUAAAGGAAUAGUUC